UCUUCCUCCUUCUCCUCCUCUUCUUCCUCCUCCUCCUCCUUCAUUUGAUGCAAACAUCUUCCAAAUUAGUGUUUGACUGACAAAUGAAUCAGACGUUCAGUCGUCUGCUGCCGCCUGACCGACAGCUGAGACUUUAAUAAGGUUCUGAUCUAAGACUCUGAGACUCAGCAUGGGUCCUGUGCUACUGCUCAUGAUGUUGGCUGCAGAGAACUCUGAGGUCACAGCCACUCCACCUGAACACAGCACAGGUCUGAAAUUCGUUGUUGCCUUCCCGGAGAACAUCGCCUACUAUCAUCCGGUUGUGGCCCAAAACAUGGUCCAGCUCACUGCCUUGUAUGAUGACACUUCGGUCAACAUUAAAUCUUAUACCUUCGCGGAUAUAGAAAUGACCCUGAGUCAAGGAGAGUCCAAGAACUACACACUUGAUGAAAGAAUGGAAUCUAACUCACAAAGCAUCUCCGACAGAGUUCUCCAAAUUACCAGCAAUAACUUAAUCACGGUCCACGCCAUCAACCAGAAGCAGAACAGUGUGCAGACGGCUUUGGUUUUACCGACCGACAAACUGGCCAAAGAGUACCUCAUCCCGCCGGUACCCGAGAUCCAAGGAACCACUUUGCCUGUGAACAUAGUCACCGCAGGCGUAACUGAAAGAGGUCCCUUCAGACUCGUUAUCGUCAAUGGGGAAAAUGCAGGAAACAUUGUAACUGUUAAAGGUACAAACGAUGAAAAGUUUACGCUUGAGUCUAACCAUAUUGUUCAGAUCUGGUUGGGAAAAACAGAGCAAUUCCGAUCUGUGACAGCCAGCUACCCAGUGGCGGUCCUCUUUGGUCACACCUGCGCUAUGCGGAGCAGCUGCAUCUGUGGGCAGCUGUACGCCGCGCUGCCGCCAGCCAAAGAAGAGAAGCUGAAGUUCUACAUUCCACCGGCUCUGGCCAAUGGAACUGAAGCAUUUGUACUCGUGUCAGAGAAAACAGGCACCAAAAUACAGGACUUCAACCCGGCAUCGCCGCUGGUCGAGACAGCCGGCACAGCUAUCUUCUACCAUCAGGGCUUACUCCUCCCGCUGAUCCCAGAUACCGACUUCGCUGCCUGUUAUGUCGUUCACAGCAUCCUUGACACGCAGAACUUUGUAUUUAUUGUGGUGAACAAGACUUUCACUGAUGGGGUUCAUGUUGGAAAUCUUCGUUUGGAGAACAGCUGGCAGGAUCUGAAAGGGACUGAUUAUGUCUCCACAACUGUUGUUCUGGUGUUGGGCAAGAGCGUCAUCUGGCACGCCUCCUCCAAAAUGGCUGUCUAUUUCAUGGGAAGAAAGAAUGGUUCUUGGUUUGGGAACCCAGCCGCCAUCAUCAGUACAAGCCCAGAUUUCAGGGGGUGCGUCUUGUCUCCAGAGGUCCUAAAAAUUGGAGAAGUGGCAAACAGCUGGCAAGAAUCCCUGAAGUACUGCAAAGACCAGAAGAUGGAGCUGGUCAGCUUCCCUGAGGCCCAGCACCAGAGAGAAGUCUACGGAAAACUCCUCCAGGCCCAGGGCGCCAGCCGGCAGGAGGUGUGGAUCGGCAUGCGGCGCAGCUCCCGGUCUGGGGAGUGGUACUGGCUGAACGGGGUUCCUGUCAAUGACACCAACUGGGAGGAGGGGGAGCCCGGCACAGUGCACGACGGCCAGUGUGCCAUCAUGAGUCUGGACGAGAACAAGAACUUUGGCUGGAGUGACAAGGGCUGCUGUGAGGCCGCUAAACCCGUUUGCCACAUUGAACCCAUUUUACUAAACAUAUCAUAAAAGUAAUAUUAUCAGAAUCAACAUAUUUUAUGUGGGAUUUAUUUUUGAAAAACUUGCCCAGAGAAAAAAACAAAUUAUUCCAUAAUGAUCUGGUAACAAAGUUUAGUCCUUCAAAAAAAAAUCAAGAAACCUUUUUGGACAUUUGUGAAGAAGACAGGAAGUAGGUGUAGACAGGAAGUAGGUGUAGACAGGAAGUACGUAUAGACAGGACAUAUGCUACAUCCCAAGUCUUGAUUAUCGUUUCCUCGCACCUCACUUGAACUGGAAGUUUUUCAGGUAUUUGAUUGGACACGCCCCCUCACUGUUCAUCAUGUAUUUGAUUAGUAGUUUAACACCAUUAAAUCAACUGAACUGAACUGAACUGGAUUCUUAGUAGAAUGUUCCUUAAGAACUGUCCACAGAACCAGCUGUUAGACUGUCAGAUGUGACCAGCUGAUCCAGAUGUGACCAGCUGUCAGCCGUCAUCGCUUGACGCUUCCGAAGAAACGACAUCUCAUUUCUCUUAAAACAUAUUUCCUCGUUUCCUCUCUCCUUGUGUGGUUUCCUUGAGUCUCUCCAUGCAUCCCUGGUGGGAGGGACUAGGAAUUGAGGGAAACAGGGAUGCAAUUAGGAGACCUGGGAUGCACCCAGUGGUGUAGACAGGAAGUAGGUGUAGACAGGACGUAGGUGUAGACAGGAAGUAGGUGUAGACAGGACGUAGGCGAAAACAGGAAGUGUCUGUAGACAGGACAUAGGUGUAGACAGGAAGUGUCUGUAGACAGGACGUAGGUAAAAACACAAAGUAGGUGUAGACAGGACGUAGGUGUAGACAGGAAGUGUCUGUAGACAGGACGUAGGUAAAAACACAAAGUAGGUGUAGACAGGACGUAGGUGUAGACAGGAAGUGUCUGUAGACAGGACGUAGAUGUAGACAGGACGUAGGUGUAGACAGGAAGUGGCUAUAGACAGAACGUAGGUGUAGACAGGAAGUGUCUGUAGACAGGACGUAGAUGUAGACAGGACGUAGGUGUAAACAGGAAGUGGCUGUAGACAGAACGUAGGUGUAGACAGGAAGUGUCUGUAGACAGGACGUAGAUGUAGACAGGACGUAGGUGUAGACAGGAAGUGGCUAUAGACAGGACAUAGGUGUAAACAGGAAGUGGCUGUAGACAGGACGUAGGUGUAGACAGGAAGUGGCUGUAGACAGGACGUAGGUGUAGACAGGAAGUGGC
This is a messenger RNA of Cyclopterus lumpus (lumpfish), 2985 nucleotides long. RefSeq names its product IgGFc-binding protein. The transcript is spliced from 4 exons. Bases 170 to 1774 code for a protein of 534 amino acids. The record is from RefSeq and is a predicted model, not a curated record. Lineage: Eukaryota; Metazoa; Chordata; Actinopteri; Perciformes; Cyclopteridae.